This is a messenger RNA of Arxiozyma heterogenica, 1221 nucleotides long. RefSeq lists its product as uncharacterized. The transcript has a single exon. The record is from RefSeq and is a predicted model, not a curated record. Gene Ontology annotation, molecular function: lipid kinase activity. Lineage: Eukaryota; Fungi; Ascomycota; Saccharomycetes; Saccharomycetales; Saccharomycetaceae. Gene Ontology annotation, biological process: phosphorylation; sphingosine biosynthetic process. Gene Ontology annotation, cellular component: membrane; cytoplasm; intracellular membrane-bounded organelle. Bases 1 to 1221 code for a protein of 406 amino acids.
AUGGCAUUAAACGUAUCUAAAAAAUACCUUAUUACCAUCUCAAAUACUUCAUAUUACGUUCUUGUGACAAAAGAUGGUUCGAAAUAUAUUAAAUUUGAAUUAGUUGAAGAAAAAACAAAUUUAAAUGAUAAUGCAAUGGACUUGGAUAAUCCAUUUUUAAAUAAUCUGAUUGUAUUAGAUUCAAUCAAGUCAGGGAUAGGCAGAAACAAAGAUAAUGAUCUUUUUGAAAUAGUUAUCUUCCCAAUUUUACAAAAACUAAAUAUUAAAUAUAAUUAUAUUAAAACAAAUGAUUCACAGUGUAUAUCUAAUUGGACUUCAACAUUUCAACCGGAUACUUUUGUCACUAUGACAACCGUGUUUUUCAUUUCCGGUGACACAAGCAUAUCUGAAUUUUUAAACUCGUUAUCUACCCAAAAGAUAGGUAUAGAACAGACGUAUAUAAAUAUAUUGCCAUUGGCUAUGGGAACAGCGAAUGCAUUAGCUAAUUCCUGUGGUUUAAACUGCCCAAUCGUUACUUUAAACUUAUUUUUAACUAACAGUCUAUCAUCUGAUUGCUUUCCUCUCUAUAAAGUUAUCUUCCCAGAUGAUUCAAGUAAAAUAUUUUUUAUCAUCUUUUCAAUGGGAUUUCAUGCAAAUCUUUUGCAUAAGACUACAUUGGAUCCUUUUUAUAGUAAGAUGGGGGUUGAAAAGUUUCAAUUAGCCAGUAAAUAUAUUUUUGAAAAUUAUGAUUUCAAAAUACCCAUAACAGUGAAAUAUUCUAUUAAGAAUAAUAAUAAUGAUGGUCCUCCGUUAUUGAUACUAGAUGAUCUUUGGUCAUAUUUCAUCUUAAUUAAUGUGCCAUAUUUGGAGGAAAAUUAUAUCCCAUCACCUGAAUCCGAUCCGUUUAAAUCUGAACUACAUGUAUUAGGAUAUUUAAGCAAAUUAUCUAAAAGUGAUUUAUAUAAUAGGAUUAUGAAAGGUUAUUCAAAUUGUAUAGGUGACAAAAUUGAUUUUUUAGAUACAAGAUAUGAACCUGUAAAUAGAGAUAUUGCAAUUAAAUUGUCACCUGUUAAUGGAAAUUGUUUACCCAAAUAUUGUUAUGAAAUUUGUUGUGAUGGUUUGCUAUUUAAUUUACUAGAUUUUGAGCCAAUUUCAAAGACAAGAGAAAAUACAAUCUUCAUUGAUUUUAUCGGUUCCAGGAUUGGAAAUUAUUAUAUCAAUUGUUUUAGACCGUUUUCUUGA